AUGCGAAGAACAAACCGGCAUCUGAUCAUAGAGCGCGGCGCGCGAGAUGCGACCUGGGAAGAACAAUCCGAAUACGUUAGCCCGAACACGUUAGCCCGAAUACGAGUAGACGUAUCCGUAUUCCGUACUGGAAUACAGUCCAGUGUAAAUAUUGCUUCGGGCAAUUCGAGUAAUUUCUUUCGUGCGCCCGAAUACGGGAUAACGAUCAAAUCACCGUGCGUGAGUGCGGCGGCUCUGCGACCCUGGUGGCUGCGGAGGCGCGUGAGGGCACGUGGUCACCGGCUGCUCGCAGCUCCGGUGUCUGUGUCGAGUGGCCCGGCGACAACGUGGCGCUGCGACCUGGAGACAGGUCUGUACCAUAAUCCCUUGCCAACCUCGAUGGCUGUGGAGGCGCGUGAGAGCACGUGGCCAUCGGCUACGUGCAGCCCCAGUGCACGGCUGCAGAGGCGCGCGAGGGAACAUGGUCACCGGCUGAGCGCGACUCCGGUGUCUAUGUUGAGUGCCUCGGCGAAAACGUGGCGCUGCCACCUGGAGACAGAGCACGUGGCCAUCGGCUACGUGCUGCCCAGGUGCGUGUUUCGCAUAGCCCGGGGACAACGUGACGCUGCGGCCUGGAGACUGGAGCGCGAGGGGACAUGGUCACCGGCUGAGCGCGACUCCGGUGUCUAUGUUGAGUGCCUCGGCGAAAACAUGGCGCUGCGAUCUGGAGACAGGUCUGUACCACAAUCCCUAGACAACCCUGAUGGCUGCGCUGACGCGCGAGGAUACAUGGUCACCAGAUACGUGCAGCCCCGGUGUCUGUGUCGAGUAGCCCGGCUACAACAUAGCGCUGCGAUCUGGAGACAGUUUCCAUCACAAAACGCAAAUAGAAAACUCAAGGAAACUUUAAGUAGCGCAGUAUUUCGGGCAUCUACCGCGCUCAAAACUUUUUGCACCUCGAAAGCAGAGUCGAAAGGUAUUCAAAAGUUGGUGGAGGUAAACGGCACGUGUGUGGUGUCGUCGCGCAGCGUGGAGGAGGUGCAGCGAGCGCUGGGCGUGGGUCCAGCGCGGCUGGUGCUGCUACGGCCGCAUGCCGCGGCCGGCCCGCUAGGGACCGCAGCCGCGCCGCAACCGCCGCCUACUGCGCUGACGCAGCUCCUCCGUGCUUCAGAAGGCACGUUAAGCCGUUGGUCCCGGCUGCAUCUGCAGUCGCUAGCAACCACUAAUCCGCACUGGGCCCGCGUGACCGAAGCGGCAUCGUUGCGCAGUGAAUUAGGAGCGCUGCGGACCGCGGCUGAGGAAGCCGAGCGCGCCAAAGAAGGCCUGCGCGCCGACAACACGCGCCUCACGCACCGCAUCUCCUACCUAGAGGAACAGGUCGCCGAAAUGCUAGCCAGACACACGCAGCUGCAACCUGUCAGCAGUACCGACAGCAGCUGCAUCACAGUGAACAAAACAAAGAAGAACGUGACCAACAUCAACAUCACAUCGGAGCCGGCGUGCAGGCAGAGCCCCAAGUCGGAGGUGCAGGUGUUUCAGAAGGGGCCCGACAUCACCGCGCUAGUGGCGAAGCUGCCGGGGCUCGACGGCGCGGAGGCCAAUUUGCCUCUCCUGCGGCCGCGCUCCAACGCGUCCGGCGCCUCCUCGCGCGCGCCGCCCUCGCCCCGCGCCUCCCCGCCCCACCACCGGCACCGCGCGCACUCCUCCCACAGCCUCGAGCACCGCGCCGCGCGCAUGCGCCACUCGCUGUCCCACCACUGCCUGCACGCCGCCGACGACUACGGCGCCGAGACCGACGCCGCCAUUCGCAUGAUCGAGCGCAACCAGAGGCACAUCGAGAAGCAGCGGCUCAAGUCCGAGCGCCUCGGUCGAUCCCGGACUGACGACCACUUCCGCUCGGACAGCGACCUCGACGCGCGCGACUCGCUCUCGGGCGUCGGCCCGCCGGAGCCGCGCCCCGCCGACCGGAUCGAGGAGAGCAUCAAGAAGACCAACUGGGCCGAGCGGAAGACGCUCUCCAUCAUAGAGCAGCUGAAGCGGUCGCAGCGGCUCCGCAAGUCGAAGAAGCCCGACAGCGCGGAGGACGUGCGACUCGAGACCGAAAAACGAUACUCCUACCACCGGAUAGACGGGAAGGUGCUGGAGAACGCGCACAAAUCGAGCCGGCGCUCGUCGAAGCUGCACUCGCGCAGCGCCAAGUCCUCCGAGUUCGAGUCCGAGUGCUCGGACUUCCCCAACGGCGACGCGUACGGCAGCUCGCCGAGGAUAGACUACGGGUCGGAGUCGUGCUCGACGCGACUCAGCCACUACAGGAAGAACGAGAACGAGGCGCGGACGAGGCCGACGCCGCCGAGGAAGCCGCUGCGGCUAUCGCUGCACAAGGCGAGGAGCGCGCACUCGCUCCUGAACGGCAGCGAGUCGGAAACGCCGAGCCGGCCGCCCUCCGAGGCGCAGAACGCGGACGGGCCCGACGCUAACAAGAGACCGGUGAAGCGCACGCACGCGGGGGACAAGUGGGCGCGGGAGCGGGAGAGGGAGAAAGAGAAAGAACGCGAGCGCGGGAGAGAAAAUGUGCGCGCGACACCGCGGCCGAGUCGCAAGCUGCUGCAGGGCCUCGCGCCCGCCGCCGACGACCUGUACCCCGCCCCUACACGGCGCUCCGCCCCAAUCGUGCCGCCCGCCAACUGGUGCUAGCCUUAGAUUAAAACAAAAAGGAUAGAUACGGUACGCUCAUACUCGCAUCAAACAAAAACUGAUCCCACGGCAGCGUGAACGGGACGGCGAGAUCCGCGUCACUGCAUUACCGACCCGAACGAAACAGCACGUUAAGUUUCAACGGCAGCGCGAACGAGACGGCGAGAUCCGCGUCACUGCAGUACCGACCAAUCACGCGACCAGUACUCGACGUCACUACC
Messenger RNA from Chilo suppressalis (striped riceborer), 2894 nucleotides. The record is from the annotation of a GenBank genome assembly. NCBI's taxonomy places the organism in Eukaryota, Metazoa, Arthropoda, Insecta, Lepidoptera, Crambidae.